CUUUACCUAUUUGUGGAAAUGUCUGUUGAUGUAUUGCCACCCCCUACAGCUUCUUGCUCAAAGGCUUAUACAUCAAAACAAGCAGCUGCUCAAUUAAUUAGUGCUAUAUUCCCUUUGGCUACUCAAUUAGCAUCUUCUUCAUAUCCCUCAAAUAAUUCUUCAACAGAAUCUUCAGAUUCAUUUUCUUCAACAACAACAACAAUGAAUUCCCCUUCUAAUUGUCAACCUUCCAAACGUUUUAACAAUACCCAUCGUACUCACCAUCAUCAUCACAAUGAUUUCCGUUUUUCUUCAUUUUCUUCUUCUUCGUCACAACCCCAAAUAAAUAAAAUGGCAUUAACAGUUCUUGCUCGAGUUCAUCGUUGGUGUUGUCAACUUUUUUGGUUAACAAUUGUUUGUUUUAUUGGUAUUUGUGGUGAACAACAACAGAAACAACAACAAGAAAGAAGAAAUUUUGGAAAUGGGGGAAAUGGUCUUUUUGGUUUAGAUGAAGUCAGAAAAAGUUUGAAAUUACAAGCAUCACAAAGGCAUGGAUCAAAAAAGUUGCAAGAAUUGGAGGCGCAGCUUCUUCGGCAUUUAACUCGACCAAAAGAUGAUAUGUUUCAUCAAAGGACUAGCAACAACAACAAUAGCCAAUCGCAAUAUACAACCAAACCAAAAAUUUAUCUUUCGUGCCCACCUUCACCCCGGUUAUUCAAAAUUAGUGAAGAAGGCGAAUUUUAA
Molecule: messenger RNA, 723 nt
Organism: Meloidogyne enterolobii
Lineage: Eukaryota; Metazoa; Nematoda; Chromadorea; Rhabditida; Meloidogynidae
Source: the annotation of a GenBank genome assembly